AUCACUGAUACUGGUAAAUGAAAGAACAUUUCCACUGCUCAUUGUUUCAUUACCGUUCCCUGUGAAGUCCUUAGCGUAAUCUCCGAAGCCGCCGAAAUCUGUUUCCGAUCAGAAGGCGAGACUAGCAAGACCGUUGGUUUGGUUUGAUAUUCUAUCAUCGUUCACAAUGGCGGAUGAAGAACCUGUUGAUCCAAAGAAAUAUCUUGAAGAGACUUGCAAGCCAAAGUGUGUUAAACCUCUUCUUGAAUAUCAGGCAUGUGUUAAGAGAAUCCAAGGUGAUGAAUCUGGUCACAAACACUGUACAGGGCAAUACUUCGAUUACUGGUCUUGUGUUGACAAAUGUGUUGCACCAAAACUCUUUUCAAAACUGAAAUAAAGAGGCGGUUCCAUGGGGGGCAUGCACGUUGUUGUCCACUCUAUUUCAUUGUCCACUAAUAACUGUUUCCAAACUUCUGAUUGGCUCUUAUGUACCUCAAAUGGUACUGGUUACAAAUUUUUUGAACAAUAUAAUCUCGGGUUAGACAAAUAAAAGAUGAUGUUGAGAGUUGACUUCGUCAGCUA
Molecule: messenger RNA, 561 nt
Organism: Telopea speciosissima
Lineage: Eukaryota; Viridiplantae; Streptophyta; Magnoliopsida; Proteales; Proteaceae
Product: cytochrome b-c1 complex subunit 6-1, mitochondrial
Exons: 5
Coding region: 167-376 (69 amino acids)
Biological process (GO): mitochondrial electron transport, ubiquinol to cytochrome c
Source: RefSeq, a predicted model, not a curated record